Octopus sinensis (East Asian common octopus) is the source of this 1335-nucleotide messenger RNA. RefSeq lists its product as uncharacterized. The record is from RefSeq and is a predicted model, not a curated record. The transcript is spliced from 7 exons. The coding region runs from base 71 to 838 and encodes 255 amino acids. Lineage: Eukaryota; Metazoa; Mollusca; Cephalopoda; Octopoda; Octopodidae.
CUCAUUCGACUCUUUGGUGCUAAGUUUAUGGUGUUAGCAUUUAACAGUCGCAAAUAUAUCGGCCAAAACCAUGGAUUACUGUUUAAAGUUAUUCGUUUAUUCCUCUUUGCUUUUAAAGCCUGCCUUUAGCCAAGAUUUUUCUCUCAACAACUUUCAUUCUUUAACCGAAAGGUUAUGGUUAUACAAUAACGAAAUCGCGUGUCCCACUAACACGACGACUGGCAAUUUCCUGCUUGCCCAUCCGGAUUAUUCGAAAUCUACAGAACCACAUCUGAACGACAGCAUCACAGUUGCCACCAUAUGGGUGAGGCUGCCACAGGGCGACGUGUUGUUCAGAGACAACAUCCCAACAUCGUUCCAACUGAAUUUCCUGUGUAAUCCUUCGGUGAAGUCGCCUUUUGAUAAAUGUCCGGUUGGUAACUGCUUCGUGUUGUCGACUACAGACGACCAGCGCGAAGGAGACGACAGCAUAGCAUUCAAACCACGUGUCGAUGUGCUGGAAGUCGAGAAUGUAAUCAACGUGACAUCUUCUGAUGCUUGUAGUAGUUCAAAGCAACUAAUUCUGGGAAUCGUUCCUCAGCAGUGUCUGACCCUUCCGCCACAUGAUUCAACUACCCCUUCCAGCGGAUCUCUCGUAGUUUUUAUCAUAUCUGUACUAUUAACCAUUGUAAUACUUUACUUCGUGUGUGGAACUUGCUGUAAUUAUAUUUCGGGUUUACGUGGUUCUGAUUCGAUCCCACAUAUCAACUGUCUUACUCAAUUAGGCCGUUGUUUUCAAGACAUAUGGUAUAAAAUAAAAUGCCGUGACCGCUAUCGAGGCCCAUAUCAAGAAAUAUGAACAAUAGAUUAUAUAGCUGUGUAUAUAUAUGUACCGGUGUGUGUGUGUGGUAGAUGAAUAUAUGCGUCUACUGCCACAAGGAUUUAGCUGGUUGUAGAUACAGGUAUUCGUGUCCUCCGCAUCUUGAUCUGAUGGAAUUAAACCUAGUCUUCCAUUAAAGAACGGUUAAAAAUAAAUAUGUAGAGGAUACAAUUUAAGAAUAAACAAAAACUGUCUGAAAUAAAUGUUACUAUGAAUUAUAUAAAACAUUACAUAUUAUAGAAUAUUGUUAUACAUUUCGAUAUUGUAUUUGUUUCUCAGGAUAUUAUAAAUGUAUUUAUCUAAACAGGAAAAGAAACACGAAUGGAAAUAAUAAAUAAUCAUAUUUAUCUCUCAAUGUUCGUUUCUCCUGCGUUUCUUCAGCGGUUGGCCCAUCAGACAUUACUCGCCAAAAAGCAGGCCAAGUCACUAAAAUAUAAAUAAUUAGCAAACAUCACAAAUAUCACAUGUGGUAUAAA